AUGGAGGUUUUUCAACCAAUUACGCGUCCUGCAGAAUAUAUAGGGUCGUUCCUUGUCUCAGGCAAAGGACAUCAUGAACGUGCGGAGAUUGUCCGUCAGAAGUUGGAGGCUGCUCGUAAAUAUACCCAUAGCAAACCAAUCACGUUACUCAUAUCGCUAAGCGGAGUUAAAGUCUGCCAUGAAAACAAUGAGCGAGUUUAUAUGGCUCAUGCACUUCGUCGUAUAUCAUAUGCCACAUGUGACCCAGACAAUUUUCAGUUUGCUUUCCUUGCUAGGGAACCAAAAGCUCAACCCAAUAUUCAGUACUGUCAUGCGUUCGUCACAGCAACACCUGAAGCGGCAGAAGAACUUAAUACAAUAAUGGGGGAAGCUUUUCGUUUGGCAUAUGCCCAACAACGCCUUAAUGCAGCCUCUAAUAAUCCGAAUUUGUUUCAGCCGUCCACUAUAAGUUCAUCAUUAUUUCAGGCUCAGCAAACUCCUGUAAAUGUUACUCGUUCCGUUUCCACAGGUCAAAAUGUCCCGGUCAACCUCAACUCUCCAAAUCAAGGUGCACAAACUGUCAGUACAAAUCCCAGCAAUGAUAGCCAAAUAAUCAUGUCCAGUAAACCUUUACCACCUUUACCAGAAACUGAACAGUGUGUGGCUGCAUGUGAUGAGGAGAACAUUCAGUCGAAUGUUGGCAACGUCACUGAUAAACAACGAGGAAAUAAAGCUCACAAACAUAAACACCACAAACAUCAUCAUCGUCAUAAAUUACGGGAUGCGACAACAAGCACAAGUGAACAAGCUGUUGGAGUUGGUGAUUCUGUUGAGGCAGUAGUACAAAAAAGCGGUGAAAUGGAAAGGUUUGUAGAGAAGAAUGAACAGUUGAAACCACCACCUCCUCCUCCGCGUUGUCAGUCAUCUGUGACACCAUCAGCUCAAGGUCAAGUUCUAAACACUGCAUCAUCUACUACAAAUCACAUGAACCAGGAUGUUGAUUCAGGGAAUUCAGGUGUUAAACGUAAUGAAACUGUUUCAAACAAAAGUGUAGAGAAUGUUAACGAUGCUCCACCAUUGAGGCCUAAGUCUGUGAAUACUCAAUUAUCACAACAUUUUUAUGAUAUGGCUGAUCAUCGAAGUUGUGGCGGUAUUUCAUUCGACAAAGAAACUCUUACCACCAAUGAUGAAAAAGACAUUCAAGAAUGUAAUCCUGAAUUCACUACUGAUAGUGUUCUUGCCAAUACGUCUACAGCGACAACAACAUCUUCAUCAACUACUGGCUGUUCAACUGCAACAUCUGGCUCAGGUUGUUUAGGCUCAGGUUCUGAUAACAGUUUACCAGCUGAUGAUGUCAAUGAAUUGUCGCAUGCACCUUGGUACCUUCCAAAUCUACCACGUGAUAAAGCCUUGGAAAUGCUUGCCAAACAACCCCCUGGCAGCUUUGUUGUACGAGAUAGUGGAAGUCAUCCAAAUAGUUAUGCCUUGUCAGUACGGUCCAGUAGUGAUCAUUCAGUCGGUAGUUGUUUCCAUUCCAGACAAUCACAGGUUCCAAUAAGUCGAAUGAAAGAUGUGCAUCCUUCAUUGGGAUCAGUCUAUCCAUCCUCUGCCAGUGGAAUAAGUCAUUUUCUGAUUCAAAAGACACCAGGAGGCGGUGUCAAGCUUAAAGGUUUAGACAAAGAAUGGCCAUCUCUUGCUUGUCUUGUACUACAUUUAACUGUGAUGCCUGAAAUGCUACCUUGUCCACUAAGACUGCCAAGAGCAACGGCUAAUCCCACCUUUUCACCUGUUGAUCAUUGUGGUAAUACAGAUUUCGAGAAGCCUCCAAAUGUUACACCAUCACAUUUUCGUCCAAUGGGUGGUAAUAGUGCUUUACACCGUGGGACAGAUACAAUUUCACUCGAUGAAGCUUUAGCUCGUAUGACUGACGAAGAUGAAGAUUAUCAAAGAUUGUCUGAUUUCUCUUCCAUUAUGGCUGAUUUGAAACUGCAGCCUAGAAAUAUGAUUAGAAAACAGAAAAAUUCAUCUUCUAAAUCCGGUGGUCGAGCUAGGUAG
Messenger RNA from Trichobilharzia szidati, 2034 nucleotides. NCBI's taxonomy places the organism in Eukaryota, Metazoa, Platyhelminthes, Trematoda, Strigeidida, Schistosomatidae. The record is from the annotation of a GenBank genome assembly.